Molecule: messenger RNA, 1078 nt
Organism: Sarcophilus harrisii (Tasmanian devil)
Lineage: Eukaryota; Metazoa; Chordata; Mammalia; Dasyuromorphia; Dasyuridae
Gene: TEX38
Product: testis expressed 38
Exons: 2
Coding region: 396-878 (160 amino acids)
Source: RefSeq, a predicted model, not a curated record
CCUCUUGUCUCCUCCCGCUGCCUCCAGGGCCGGCUCCGGUGGGGCCACAAUCUGGCCAGGGCUCUGGAGAACGGGGGCUGGCGACUUUGCGCGGCCCUCCCCCACUCCUGUCCCACUCCCCCGCAUGCCACGGCCCCUCCCCCACUCCUGUCCGACUCCCCCGCAUGCCACGGCCCCUCCCUGAUGUCGGGGCGCUCUCUGAGAACGGAGGACAAACGGCAGUCAGAGGAGAGCAGGGCCCUGGCACGGGCCCAGUAGGAGACAUCUGAGGGGUGGGAGGGAGGGGGCAGCAGCCGGGGGCCAGAGUCUCUCCUCAAGUGGGGAUUGUGCUUCCCUUCUGGCUCCCACUAUACUUUGGGGUCUUGGGGCUGUGCUCUGUGGCUACUGGCGGCUGCAUGGUCUUUCUCCACUGGAGGAAGAAGGUUCGAAGGGAAGAGCAGGCUCAGGAGUGGGUGGAGGUGAUGCAGGCGGCCACCUUCACCUACAGCCCCCUCCUCUACUGGAUCAACAAGCGUCGGCAGUACGGCAUGAACACCGGAGUCAAGGUGGACCUUCCAGUGGCCAGCCCCCAGCCCGAGGUCCCCAAGCCCCUGACUAGCAUCCCGGAAGGAAAGAGUGACGCGCCCCAAGCCAGAUUCCUCAUGUGCCCGGCCUCUGCGCCGCCCUUGGUCUGCUACCCCACCCCAGCGCCCCACAACCCCGUCUUUCAGGAGGUGGCCUUUGCCCCUUCUCUGGGCAACGUGCCCCCCAUGGUGAACCACUCGGCCUCUUACCCUUUCGCUGCUUGCCCUCAGAGGAGUGUCCAGUUUCAUUCUCUGCCAGCUCUGGCCCAUCGGGACUAUUGCUUCAACCCUAAGGGCCUGGCCUAUGAGCUAUGAUGUAGGCAUGGGGAGGGGUGUGGGGCAGGGGCCCCGGGGGGCCCAGUGGCCUGCUUUGGACUCACACCCAUGCAAUGAUCUUUUUUCUUAAAGUUCGUGGCCUCUGUCUUCUCAAUCGCCUUAGUUGUCCAUCCCCAGCCAAAUCACCUUCGGCAAACAAGUCUGAUAUUAGACUUUUAAAAUAAAAUGUUAAAAACAAA